AUGUUCGACUACAUUCCCCGUCAUAGGGUCGAGAACCUCCAUCUCUACAAGUACAGCGGUACCGACAAGUCGCUCGUAUCCAAAUACAUUCUUGGUCCAUACUGGAACUGGCUAGUCACGCUCUUCCCAACCAGCGUCGCUCCCAACACUAUUACCCUCUCGGGUCUGCUUCUCGUCUUCAUAAACUUUGCUACUCUCGCUUACACUGAUCCCGGCCUCGAAUGCGCGACACAACUCAAGCUCGAUUCCACUGCACACACGCUUGCGCUCCACUCGGCUUUCCCUUCUGACGCGGCCUUGCUUCCAGUCCGUCCGAUCUUUGCCAACUUCGGCAUUCCUGGCGCCGCCGCCAAGAUCGACUUCGCACCUCGCGCCGACUCUGCAGGCAGAUGUUUGCCGCCCUGGGUCUUCUACACCUGGGCGCUGUGCUUGUUCAUGUACCAGAGUUUGGACUCGAUUGAUGGCAAGCAGGCGAGAAGGACAGGUAUGGCUGGCCCCCUCGGUGAGCUCUUCGACCACGGCUGCGACGCGAUCAACACAACCCUCGAAUGUGUCCUCUGCUGCGCUGCUCUCAACCUCGGUCGAUCCGUCUGGGCUCCGGGCUCGCUCGUUGCUACGCUCGCCAACUUCUACCUUACCACAUGGGAAGAGUUCCACACAGGUACACUCUUCCUUUCCGCCUUCAGCGGUCCUGUCGAAGGUAUUCUCAUGAUUGUCUUCAUCUAUGCGCUCACUGGCUUCGUGGGAGGACCCAUCUUCUGGGACCGAGGUAUCCUCAAUAUAACUGGUUUGGCCAAGAUCGACUUUGUCAGCACGCACCUUGGCCGCUUCAACCUUCCCUUCAACGACGCUUUCAUGACUUUUGGUGCUCUGGGUUUGCUCUUCAACAUCGCCGGCUCGUACGGUAAUGUCGUUGCAGCUCGCAAGUCCCGCAAUCAAUCCAUCUUGACCCCUCUUUUCGGCCUCACACCCUUGGUUGCUCAGGUCGUGGCCAAUGUUUACUGGAUUCGAGCCAACCGAGCUUUCAUUCUUGCCGACUCUCGCGCCUUGCUCCCCUUCUUGGCUUUCUGGGGCAUCGGGUUCGCAUACAACGUUGGACUGCUCAUCGUUGCACACGUCACAAAGUCUCCUUUCCCUUACUGGAACAUCGCAAUUGUCUGGUCAGUGCUGUUAGCAGUCGAUGCAAACUUGCCAUCGUCAUACAUUCAGACUAGCCCAGAGAGGCAGUUGCAGGUUAUCUAUGCUAGCUUAGCAUUCGCAGCUGUGCUCUAUUUGCACUUCUGCCACAAUGUCAUCACGACGAUCACGACCGAGUUGGGAAUGGCUUGCUUUGUCGUCAAGCCCCCGACCAAUCUCAAGCCUCCAAAGAAGUCGCAGUAA
Messenger RNA from Ustilago hordei, 1380 nucleotides. RefSeq lists its product as uncharacterized. NCBI's taxonomy places the organism in Eukaryota, Fungi, Basidiomycota, Ustilaginomycetes, Ustilaginales, Ustilaginaceae. Gene Ontology annotation, biological process: phospholipid biosynthetic process. Gene Ontology annotation, molecular function: phosphotransferase activity, for other substituted phosphate groups. Gene Ontology annotation, cellular component: membrane. The record is from RefSeq and is a predicted model, not a curated record. The coding region runs from base 1 to 1380 and encodes 459 amino acids. The transcript has a single exon.